GACUGCUGAGGAGACGGCGGAGCAUCUAUGUGGUCCGCCUGACACUUGAUCGAGGGGAGAGAUGCGCCCUCAGCAGCCGCUGUGAGGACGGGAAGGGAAGGGCAACGGGGAACACAUGAAUCUCAAUCCAGACUCCAGUCUACCUGCGUUUGGACUUCUUUGCUUCGUUUUGGUUUGCCCCCCCUCGUGCAGAAGCCGUUGGUGGAGGAGAGGCUCGAACUGAUUUCUGACCAGCUGCGUAAGAAGAAGAAGACCACACAUUGUUGACGGGCUUUAUGUCGCGCGCUGGGGUUUUCUCAUCACUGGAGCGCCGCACUUGAUGGAAAUAUAGAAAAAACAUUCUGCUUCAAGGACUGUGAUGGUCAAAGCGGGUAGGAAUGGAGCAGGCUGUGGACUGUGGAAGAUAGUCACGACAAUCAAUGAGGACAUCCAUCUUUAAAGAAAGAGCUGAUUUUUCAUGGAAUCCUACAAAUGUGCUCAACUUUGUCCCUGAAUCCUUUGAGCUAUAAUAUCAAUCCGUCCAUUUUUCUUUUUUCCCCCUCCCAUUUUCUUGGGUCUGCCUGACUGCAGCCUCAGCCGCGAACCUUGACACCACCAGGCAGCAUUGAGUGAUUGGUCAUUACUUCCAAGGGCGUCCACACAGCAAGACAAAAAAACCCCAGGGAGCCCCGCUGCAGUUGGUGGUGGCGGUGGCAGGGGCGGUGAGUCAAUCGCCUCAGCAGCUGCAGCAAAUGAUUCAUUAUUUGUAAAGUUAAGAGCUCAGACCACUUAAUCUACAAGGACCAAUUUCUUACUGGAGGGAAUCGGUCCAAUAUGAAGGACGUGUCGUUUGUGGAUCGUCUCUUUGUUGGCUUGGCCAUGGCCUCUUUUGUUUUGGCCACAGAGGAGAGGCCAGAUUGCCCAAAGCUUUGCGUGUGUGAGAUUAGACCCUGGUUUUCUCCAAGUUCGGUGUACAUGGAAGCACAGACAGUUGACUGUAAUGACUUGGGACUCUUUAGCCUGCCAGAGAAACUACCACUGGGCACACAAGUACUAUUAUUGCAAACAAACAACGUUGCUAAAAUAAACCAACCCUUGGAUUACCUGGCCAACAUCACAGAGAUUGAUCUGUCCCAAAACAACUUAUCCUCCAUCAGUGACGUCCAUCUGGGGAAUCUUCCCCAGCUGCUUUCACUUCAUCUGGAGGAAAACUGGAUAGGAGAGUUGCCAGAACAAUGUCUCGCUGAGGUCCCCAGCCUUCAGGAGCUUUACAUAAACCACAACCUCAUCUCCUCAAUUUCCCCGACGGCUUUCCAGGGUCUCAGCAACCUUGUUCGGCUCCACCUCAAUUCAAACAAGCUGAAGGUGAUUCAAAGAGAUUGGUUUGAACCCAUGCCAAAUCUUGAGAUCCUGAUGAUUGGUGAGAACCCUGUGCUUUCUAUUGAUGAUAUGAACUUUAAACCUCUCAGUAAUCUCCGCAGCCUUGUUCUUACCAGAAUGAACCUGUCCCAACUUCCUGACGAUGCACUGACUGGACUUGAUAACCUAGAAAGCAUCUCUUUCUAUGAUAACAUUUUCCCUGAGGUGCCUCAUUCUGCUCUUCGAAAUGCUAAAAAUCUAAAAUUUUUGGAUCUGAAUAAAAACCCAAUUGCGAGGAUACAGAGAGGAGACUUUGUGGAUAUGCUCCAUUUAAAAGAACUGGGGAUUAACAGCAUGCCAGAGCUAGUUUCCAUCGACAGCUUUGCCCUAAAUAACCUCCCUGAGCUGACAAAAAUAGAAGCCACCAACAAUCCUAAACUCUCCUACAUCCAUCCUAAUGCUUUCUACAAACUACCCCAUCUGGAAACCCUAAUGCUUAAUGGGAAUGCGCUCAGUGCUCUCCACAGGAUUACUGUCGAGUCCCUCCCAAAUCUCAGAGAAGUUAGCAUGCACAGUAACCCCAUCCGCUGUGACUGCGUAGUCCGCUGGAUGAACAUGAACAAAACCAACAUUCGCUUCAUGGAGCCGGAUUCACUCUACUGUGUGGAGCCUCCAGAGUACGAGGGCCAGCAUGUCCGACAGGUGCACUUCAGGGAGAUGAUGGAGAUUUGUCUGCCACUCAUCUCUCCCGAAAGCAUGCCUGGGCAUAUUAAAGCAAAGAAUGGGAGCUCUGUGUCACUCCAUUGUCGGGCCUUUGCUGAACCAGAACCAGACAUCUACUGGAUCACUCCAUCUGGUACCAGAGUCCUGCCCAACACUGUAUCUGACAAGUUCUACAUGCACCCAGAGGGAACUUUUGACAUCUAUGAUAUAACAGAAAAUGAAGCUGGUCUUUACACUUGUGUUGCCCACAAUCUGGUUGGAGCUGAUCUUAAAUCUGUUUCAGUGGAGGUGAAUGGAUAUUUUCCCCGACCUGAAAACGGCUCUCUGAAUGUGAUAAUCAAAUCAGUGGAGAUAGACUCAAUCCUGGUUUCAUGGAAAGCAGGUCCCGGCACCCUGGCCUCCAACAUUAAAUGGUUCACAGUGACAGAUCCUAAUCGUCCCACCACAGCGUUCACCACCAGGGUCCCUUCUGACAUUCAGGUCUACAACCUCACCCAUCUCAGCGCCGCAACUCACUACAAAGUAUGUGUGGAUGUUCGUGGCAUCCACUACAACCAUGACACCAAAUGUGUCAAUGUCACCACUAAGGGAUUAGAGCUGGCAGUCAAGGACACAGAAAAAUGGGACGCAGCAGUAAUCACCGUCUUUGGUGUGCUCUUGGCAGUGAUUUCAGUGGCAUGCCUGCUUAUUUAUGUGUCUCUGAGGAACCACCACCUUUAUGGGGAUAUAAGGAAAUGCAAUUCCAAAGCUUCACUGACACCAGUGGAAGCCACUGGUAUGCACUCUCCUUUCUUUACAAAGCUGUGGGUUUCGGGUAAGGGACUGCCAAGUGGAGUGGAAGUGAAAGCAACAGUGAUAAAUGUAUCUGACAAUGCCUUUUAGGAGUGCAAGCUUUGUAGAGCACCUCACACCAACUACACUGAACGGACAAGGCAAUGGGCAGGGGGGGGGUUGGACGGUGUGUGGUACUGUUUCAAAGGCAUACCCAUUGCUGGUCCCCCCAGCUCAGCUACAUUGGCAAAACUAUAAUGGGACUGGGAUGGAACAGUUAAAAAUAGACUACAUACCCUCCCAGUUUCAACCCUAGCUGAAGUGGUGGCUUUGUAAUCGCUAACAUCAACAGGAAGGGGCAUUUACUGCAAAAAGAUAUAUUUCAGUACCAUUCAUACAAAAGUGCAGGCAGAGGAAAAAGGAAGUGAAGCUGACGAUGAUGAUGAUGAUGAUGAUGAUGAUGAUGAUGAUGAUGAUGAUGGUCAACUCUCUUGUAAUUGACUGUUAAAUGUGUUAAGAGUUGUGGAACUGUCCGUGUGGUCCCAAGCAAUACCGUCUGUGCUUUGUAAAACCUCCAUAGACGAGUUAGAGAUACAGAAAUAACACCUGUCUAUAACGGGAAGGAGAUUUAGUAGAGUAGACAAAUAACAGUGACUAUGGUGUAAGCCUUUUGAUGAAAUAUACCCCCCUUUUUCUAUUUAAAAAUGGAUUCUUGAUUUUUCAUGGAAAUAUUGUUAUAUAUUCUAUUAUGUUGAUGUAAUGACAAAUCCUCUGUGUCUGAACAGUUUAAAUGGGUUUUAAAUUGAGGCAAGGAGCAGACUACUUUUGAUUACAACGUCACAUUAAGCUUAAUGAAAUUCAGCUACAAAAUGAGUAUCUAGAGAGGACAUUUGCCAAAUGGCUGUUUAUGCUGUGUAGUUCUCAUUGCAACGGUGACUUGGAAAUUAUGAUGCGCUGGACUAAAACAAAUUUAACAGGUUGAUUAAAGCUGAGGUGAUUGAUGUGUUGUCUCCUCAAGAAGUGGUCUGUUAUGCCCUGGUAAGUGCCUACAACAAGAACUACAUGCGGUAAACAGAGAAGAAGAAGAGACACGUCAGCCACAGCAAAACACGGCCAUUUCAUCAUUGCAGGAUCACAAGCUCUUCUCUUCUCCAGUACUUUUAGUGGAAAUACUUUCUCAGUAUUUUUAGCAUACAUAUUUUAAGAAAACAUUUCGUUGUUGCUUUGGAUGUAAAGUUAAAAAGCCAUUUUUAUAUUAACUGUACUAUAUGUGAUCAAUGGGCACAACAGACUAAUUAAGAAAAGUGCUAAGAAAAAAAAUAAAUGUCAUUGUUUCUUUUAC
Notolabrus celidotus (New Zealand spotty) is the source of this 4174-nucleotide messenger RNA. Its product is annotated as leucine-rich repeat neuronal protein 3. NCBI's taxonomy places the organism in Eukaryota, Metazoa, Chordata, Actinopteri, Labriformes, Labridae. The record is from RefSeq and is a predicted model, not a curated record. Gene Ontology annotation, cellular component: extracellular matrix. Gene Ontology annotation, molecular function: protein binding. Bases 814 to 2943 code for a protein of 709 amino acids. The transcript is spliced from 2 exons.